Dreissena polymorpha is the source of this 1535-nucleotide messenger RNA. RefSeq names its product low-density lipoprotein receptor-related protein 1B-like. The coding region runs from base 1 to 1515 and encodes 504 amino acids. The transcript is spliced from 9 exons. The record is from RefSeq and is a predicted model, not a curated record. NCBI's taxonomy places the organism in Eukaryota, Metazoa, Mollusca, Bivalvia, Myida, Dreissenidae.
AUGGCGAACGUUUUCAUUGAGGCUUUGAGAGUGAAGACUUUCUUUUGGCCACUGGAAAUGCUGCAGCUUGCCAUAGACAAGUCAUUUUGGCAGCCUCUUGUCUGGAACGGGCUACUUGCCCUGCAGAACGGUGAAGAACCUCUUCUAGAUAACUUCAUAGUUGUUUCUGAAAUGCCCCCAAAUGAAAGAAUAUUUCAAAUCAGUCUUGACAAUAUAAAUGCAAGCGCUUUGGAUUUGAAUUCUACCUUUGUUCCUCGUAUGGCAUACGAUGCAGUAGAGAAAAGGAUAAUAUGGACAGAUGAAGAGGGUCUUUGGUACAAGCAAAUAUCACCUGUACGAUCAAAAGUGCAGAUUGGUUACAAUACAGAUGAUAGAGCUAUAAGUCAUUUUGACAUGGAUUAUAGUACGGGCAACAUUUACUUAAUCUACGUUCAUUUCAAAGAGCCGGAAAGUAUUGGACUUAUAUCCCCAGAUGGGCUCAAUAGAACAUUGACACAUUUCACGGAUUACGUUGUGGAUAUUGCUUUAGAUCCUCCUUCGGGGUUCAUUUUUUGGAUUGAAGGCUAUAAACAUAUAAAACGUAUGAACAUGGAUGGCACGACUCAAAUCACAUUAGUAAGCAUGGAUCUGGGGUCUCCGUUUGGACUAACCAUAGAUAAAAGGAACAAAACAAUAUAUGUAAGGAGUUCCACGGGAAACAUUCACCGGUGUGGAUAUGAGCCCAAUACGUGUGCUAUGUUCUACAAUGCUGAAUAUGUAGGAGAUCUGAUAGUUGUUGGCGAUUAUCUUUAUUAUUCAGGAAAGGGUGGUCAAUUGUAUUGCGCAAUUUACAUAUCAGGUCCGACGACCAAGUGCAGUAGUAACAAUGGGCGGGGACAAUGCAGCACAUUCUGUCACCCAACACCAAAUGGUUAUACUUGCGGGUGUCAAGAUGGGGAUCAGUUGAUGACAGACAACAAAACCUGCAAACUUGGCCCUAGACCUACGGAUGAUACUACUGCAGAAUCGGGUGAAUACACAAUUAAUGCAGCCUCAUCCACGUCAAAAGCAUAUCCUGCUUUCAAAAGAGAGGUCACAGACACUGGUUCAUCAUCGAAGUUGCUUUACAUAGGGGUCAGUGUGGGCUCCGUUAUUGUGAUUCUUGUGGCAGCUAUUACUAUUGUCAUAAUUCGCAAGAGGAGCAGAGCUAACGUGCAGCUACAUUUUGGAGCGCGAUAUUUUCGGAGGAAGCCAACCGAUGACCCUUCAGACGUUAUCAAUACAAGAACACAAAACAUCGUAGACUCAAACAUCAACCCAGCCAUGUUAGAUGCCAUUCCUGAUCUGAAUCGCGAUAUGGAUGUCACUUCGGUGCUUGUUAACCCUUACCUUGAGCUGGAAGACGGGAAUACGUAUGACUGCAUAUCUGAGGGCGGUCUGCAACUCAAUAGGGCACUUCCGCCUCUUCCAGACGACACUGGAGGACCACUCAGGGGUAGUGUAGAUGGUGGGUAUAUAACAGCGGUGAACACAUAAAUUUCCAGCAGUGCAUCAAU